Aspergillus vadensis CBS 113365 is the source of this 6852-nucleotide messenger RNA. Its product is annotated as acetyl-CoA carboxylase ACC1. NCBI's taxonomy places the organism in Eukaryota, Fungi, Ascomycota, Eurotiomycetes, Eurotiales, Aspergillaceae. The record is from RefSeq and is a predicted model, not a curated record. Gene Ontology annotation, biological process: fatty acid biosynthetic process. The transcript has 3 exons. The coding region runs from base 1 to 6852 and encodes 2283 amino acids. Gene Ontology annotation, molecular function: metal ion binding; ATP binding; acetyl-CoA carboxylase activity.
AUGAGCGCUCCCAACGAUCACCCCAGUGCGCGUGCCGCGCAACACAACCUCGCUUCACAUUUCAUUGGUGGUAACAACCUGAAUGCCGCACCGCCCAGCAGCGUCAAGGACUUUGUGGCCAGCCAUGAGGGUCACUCCGUUAUCAGCUCGGUUCUGAUCGCCAACAACGGUAUUGCCGCCGUCAAGGAGAUUCGUUCCGUCCGCAAAUGGGCUUAUGAAACUUUCGGCAAUGAGCGUGCCAUCCAAUUCACAGUGAUGGCCACGCCAGAAGAUCUGCACGCAAAUGCCGACUACAUCCGUAUGGCGGAUCAAUAUGUUGAGGUUCCCGGAGGCACGAAUAACAACAACUACGCCAACGUCGAUCUGAUCGUCGAUGUCGCUGAACGUAUGGACGUCCACGCCGUGUGGGCCGGUUGGGGUCACGCCUCUGAGAAUCCCCGUUUACCCGAAGCCCUGGCUGCUUCCCCCAAGAGAAUCAUCUUCAUUGGUCCCCCCGCCUCUGCGAUGCGCUCGCUUGGUGACAAGAUCUCAUCCACAAUCGUCGCUCAGCAUGCUGGUGUCCCUUGUAUCCCCUGGUCUGGAACGGGCGUGGACGCUGUCCGGAUCGACGACAAGGGUAUCGUUACCGUUGAUGACGAUGUCUACAACCAGGGUUGCACGUUCUCGCCCGAGGAGGGUCUCCAGAAGGCCAAGGAGAUCGGAUUCCCGGUCAUGAUCAAGGCCUCCGAAGGUGGUGGUGGUAAGGGUAUUCGUAAGGUUGAGCGGGAGGAGGACUUUAUCAGCCUGUACAAUGCCGCUGCCAACGAGAUCCCCGGUUCCCCCAUCUUCAUCAUGAAGCUGGCUGGUAACGCCCGCCACUUGGAAGUCCAGCUGCUGGCCGAUCAGUACGGUAACAACAUCUCCCUCUUCGGUCGUGAUUGUUCCGUGCAGCGUCGUCACCAGAAGAUUAUCGAAGAGGCGCCCGUCACGAUCGCCAAGCCUAUCACUUUCCAGGCUAUGGAGCGCGCCGCUGUGAGCCUUGGUCGCUUGGUCGGUUACGUCUCGGCUGGUACCGUGGAGUACCUGUACUCCCACGCUGACGACAAGUUCUACUUCUUGGAACUGAACCCCCGUCUGCAGGUCGAGCACCCGACCACGGAGAUGGUUUCCGGAGUCAACCUGCCGGCUGCCCAGCUCCAGAUUGCCAUGGGUAUCCCUCUGCACCGCAUCCGCGACAUCCGUCUGCUGUACGGCGUCGACCCCAACACCUCUGGGGAGAUCGACUUCGAUUUCUCCAACGAGGAGAGCUUCCAGACCCAGCGCCGCCCGCAGCCCAAGGGACACACCACCGCUUGCCGUAUCACUUCUGAGGAUCCCGGCGAGGGUUUCAAGCCUUCCAGCGGUACCAUGCACGAAUUGAACUUCCGCAGUUCCUCCAACGUCUGGGGUUACUUCUCCGUCGGUACGGCUGGUGGUAUCCACAGCUUCUCUGACAGUCAGUUCGGUCACAUCUUCGCCUACGGUGAGAACCGUUCCGCAUCCCGGAAGCACAUGGUCAUUGCCCUGAAGGAACUCAGCAUCCGUGGUGAUUUCCGUACCACUGUUGAGUACCUGAUCAAGCUUCUUGAAACCCCGGCCUUCGAGGACAACACGAUUACCACCGGCUGGUUGGAUCAGCUGAUCUCCAACAAGCUGACCGCUGAGCGUCCUGACACGGUCGUCGCCGUUCUGUGUGGAGCUGUUACCAAGGCUCACCAGGCUAGCGAGGCCGGUGUUGAGGAAUACCGCAAGGGACUGGAGAAGGGUCAGGUACCCUCCAAGGACGUCUUGAAGACGGUCUUCCCUGUGGACUUCAUCUACGAAGGCCAGCGGUACAAGUUCACUGCCACCCGCGCCAGCCUUGACAGCUACCACCUCUUCAUCAACGGUUCCAGGUGCUCCGUGGGCGUGCGCGCUCUUGCUGACGGUGGUCUGUUGGUCCUUCUGAACGGCCGCAGUCACAACGUCUACUGGAAGGAGGAACCCGCCGCCACUCGUCUGAGUGUGGAUGGCAAGACCUGCCUUCUCGAGCAGGAGAACGACCCCACCCAGCUGCGUACCCCCUCUCCUGGUAAGCUGGUCAAGUUCACCGUCGAGAACGGUGAGCACGUCAAGGCGGGCCAGCCCUUCGCUGAAGUCGAGGUCAUGAAGAUGUACAUGCCCCUGAUCGCCCAGGAAGACGGUAUCGUCCAGCUUAUCAAGCAGCCCGGAGCCACUCUGGAGGCUGGUGACAUCCUUGGUAUCCUCGCCUUGGAUGACCCGUCUCGCGUGAAGCACGCUCAGCCCUUCACUGGCCAGCUUCCCGAUCUUGGUCCUCCUCAGGUUGUGGGUAGCAAGCCCCCUCAGAGGUUCUUCCUCUUGCACAGCAUCCUUGAGAACAUCCUGAAGGGAUACGACAACCAGGUCAUCAUGAACGCGACCCUCAAGGAGCUGGUCGAAGUCCUCCGUAACCCCGAUCUUCCUUACGGCGAGUGGAACGCCCAGUCCUCUGCUCUGCACUCUCGCAUGCCCCAGAAGCUCGACAGCCAGCUCCAGAACAUCGUCGACAAGGCCCGCGCCCGUAAGGCUGAGUUCCCUGCCAAGCAGCUCCAGAAGACUGUUCAGCGUUUCAUCGAGGAGAAUGUCAACCCCGCCGAUGCUGAGAUCCUCAAGACCACGCUGCUUCCUCUCACCGAGGUCAUCAACAAGUACUUGGAUGGCCUCAAGGUCCACGAGUUCAAUGUCUUCAUUGGUCUCCUGGAACAGUACUACGAGGUGGAGAAGCUCUUCGCUGGCCGCAACCUCCGCGAUGAAGACUCUAUCCUGAAGCUUCGUGACGAGAACAAGGAGGACAUUGGCAAGGUCGUUCAGACUGUCCUCUCCCACAGCCGCAUUGGUGCCAAGAACAACCUUAUCCUUGCCAUUCUGGCCAUGUACCGCCCCAAUCAGCCCAACGUCGGCAAUGUCUCCAAGUACUUCAAGCCCAUCCUGAAGAAGUUGACUGAGUUCGAGUCUCGCGCUGCUGCCAAGGUCACUCUUAAGGCCCGUGAGCUUCUGAUCCAGUGUGCUCUUCCGUCCUUGGAGGAGCGCCUGUCUCAGAUGGAACUCAUCCUGCGUUCGUCGGUUGUCGAGUCCAGCUAUGGCGAGACCGGCUGGGAGCACCGUGAGCCCGAUUCCCAGGUCCUCAAGGAGGUGGUGGACUCCAAGUACACCGUCUUCGACGUGCUGCCGCGCUUCUUCGUUCACCAGGAUGUCUGGGUUACUCUGGCUGCUCUUGAGGUCUACGUGCGCCGCGCUUACCGUGCCUACACUGUCAAGGGUAUCCAAUACUCUGCUUCCGGAGAGGUUCCACUGCUCUCUUGGGACUUCACUCUCGACAAGCUGGGACAGCCCGAGUUCGGCCCUAUCACCACUGACCCGUCGACCCCCAGCACCCCUACCGCUGAGAUGAACCCCUUCAAGCGGAUCAACUCCAUCAGUGACAUGUCGUACCUGGUUGGCGACGGCAACGAGCCCAUGAGAAAGGGUGCCAUCAUCCCUGUUCAGUACCUGGAGGAUGCUGAGGAGUUCCUUCCCAGAGCCCUCGAGAUCUUCCCCAGAGCUGGCUCGAAGAAGAAGGCCAGUGACAACGGUCUUCUCGCUAACCUGGAGGGCAAGCGCCGCCCUGCUCCCCGGGUUGAGAACGAGAAUGAGUUGACUGGUGUCCUCAACGUCGCCAUCCGUGAUGUGGAGGAUCUUGACGACAACCAGAUCGUCUCCCAGAUCAACAACAUGCUGGCCGACCUCAAGGAAGAACUGCUUGCUCGUCGCAUCCGCCGUGUCACCUUCAUCUGCGGCAAGAACGGUAUCUACCCCGGAUACUUCACUUUCCGUGGCCCCAACUACGAAGAGGAUGAGAGUAUCCGCCACAACGAGCCUGCCCUUGCCUUCCAGCUGGAGCUUGGUCGUUUGUCCAAGUUCAAGAUCAAGCCCGUCUUCACUGAGAACCGGAACAUCCACGUCUACGAGGCUCUCGGAAAGGGCCCUGAGAACGACAAGGCUGUGGACAAGCGCUACUUCGUUCGUGCCGUCGUGCGCCCCGGUCGCCUGCGCGAUGAUAUUCCCACUGCGGAGUACCUGACCUCGGAGGCUGAUCGUCUCAUGAACGACAUUCUGGACGCUCUGGAGAUUAUUGGCAACAACAACUCCGAUCUGAACCACAUCUUCAUCAACUUCUCCCCUGUCUUCAACCUGCAGCCUAAGGAUGUUGAGGAGGCUCUCGCCGGUUUCUUGGAGCGCUUCGGCCGUCGUCUCUGGAGACUGCGUGUUACCGGUGCUGAAAUCCGCAUUCUGUGCACCGAUCCCGUCACCGGUGUUCCCUACCCCCUGCGCGUGAUCAUCACCAACACCUACGGAUUCAUCAUCCAGGUUGAGCUGUACAUUGAGAAGAAGACUGAGAAGGGCGAGUGGAUCUUCCACAGCAUUGAUGGUGGCAGCAACAAGCUGGGCUCCAUGCACUUGCGUCCUGUCUCCACUCCUUACCCGACAAAGGAAUGGCUGCAGCCCAAGCGCUACAAGGCCCACCUCAUGGGUACUCAGUACGUCUAUGACUUCCCUGAGCUCUUCAGACAAGCCUUCCAGAACAGCUGGACCAAGGCCAUUGCCAAGAUCCCCUCCUUGGCCGACCAGCGCCCUCCUGUUGGCGAGUGCAUUGACUACAGCGAGCUUGUUCUUGAUGAGAAUGACAACCUGGUCGAGAUCUCCCGCGGCCCUGGCACCAACACCCAUGGUAUGGUUGGUUGGAUCGUCACUGCCCGUACCCCCGAGUACCCCCGUGGUAGACGCUUCAUCAUCGUUGCCAACGACAUUACCUUCCAGAUUGGUUCUUUCGGUCCCGCUGAAGACAAGUUCUUCCACAAGUGCACUGAACUGGCUCGCAAGUUGGGUAUCCCUCGUAUCUACCUUUCUGCCAACUCCGGUGCUCGUAUCGGCAUGGCUGACGAGUUGAUUCCUUACUUCUCCGUCGCCUGGAACGACCCCGAGAAUCCCGCCGCCGGUUUCAAGUACCUGUACUUCACUCCCGAGGUUAAGCAGAAGCUUGAUGCUAGCAAGAAGAAGGAAGUCAUCACUGAGGAGAUCCAGGAUGAGGGUGAGGUGCGCCACAAGAUUACCACCGUCAUCGGUGCCAAGGACGGUCUCGGUGUCGAGUGUCUGAAGGGCUCCGGUCUUAUUGCCGGUGCUACCUCCAAGGCUUACGAAGACAUCUUCACCAUCACCCUCGUUACUUGCCGUUCCGUUGGUAUUGGUGCCUACCUUGUCCGCCUUGGACAGAGAGCCAUCCAGGUUGAGGGCCAGCCCAUCAUCCUCACUGGUGCCCCCGCUAUCAACAAGCUGCUGGGUAGAGAAGUGUACACUUCCAACUUGCAGCUUGGUGGCACUCAGAUCAUGUACCGCAACGGUGUUUCCCACAUGACUGCCAACGAUGACUUCGAGGGUGUGCAGAAGAUUGUUGAGUGGAUGUCCUUCGUCCCCGACAGGAAGGGUGCCCCCAUCCCUAUCCGCCCCUGGUCCGACACUUGGGACCGCGAUGUCGCCUACUACCCUCCCUCCAAGCAGCCCUACGAUCCUCGCUGGCUCAUUGCCGGUAAGGAGGACGAGGAAGGCUUCCUGCCUGGUCUGUUCGAUACUGGAUCUUUCGAGGAGGCUCUUGGUGGCUGGGCUCGCACCGUGGUUGUUGGUCGUGCUAGACUCGGUGGCAUUCCCAUGGGUGUGAUCGCUGUUGAGACUCGCUCCGUUGAGAACGUCACUCCUGCCGACCCUGCCAACCCUGACUCUAUGGAGAUGGUCGCCAACGAAGCUGGUGGUGUCUGGUACCCCAACUCCGCCUACAAGACCGCCCAGGCCCUCCGUGACUUCAACAACGGUGAGCAGCUUCCUGUGAUGAUCCUGGCUAACUGGAGAGGUUUCUCCGGUGGUCAGCGUGACAUGUACAACGAGGUCCUCAAGUACGGUUCUUACAUCGUCGAUGCCCUCGUCAAGUACGAGCAGCCCAUCUUCAUCUACAUCCCGCCCCACGGUGAGCUUCGUGGUGGAUCCUGGGUUGUCGUCGAUCCCACCAUCAACCCCGACCAGAUGGAGAUGUAUGCCGACGUGGAAGCCCGUGGUGGUGUCCUCGAGCCCGAGGGUAUCGUCAACAUCAAGUACCGUCGCGACAAGCAGCUCGACACCAUGGCUCGUCUGGAUGCCACCUAUGGCGAGCUCCGCCGCUCUCUCGAGGACCAGUCCCUCAGCAAGGAUCAGCUCUCUGAUAUCAAGGCCAAGAUGGCUGCCCGCGAGGAGCAGCUUCUGCCCGUCUACCUGCAGAUUGCUCUGCAGUUUGCUGAUCUCCACGACCGUGCUGGCCGCAUGGAGGCCAAGAACACCAUCCGCCAUCCCCUCACCUGGAAGAACGCCCGUCGCUUCUUCUACUGGCGUCUGCGCCGCAGACUCAGCGAGGAGCUUAUUGUCAAGCGCAUGGUUGCUGCCGCUCCCAACCCUGCUGCUCGCGACGGCUCUGUUGCUAUCCCUGCUGGUUCCAACGCCCCUGUCUCGACCGAGUCCGCUCGUGCUGUGCACCUCCGCACUCUGCACAGCUGGACCGGCCUGCUCGACGAGGAACUGCAGCGCGAAGACCAGCGCGUCGCCACCUGGUACGAGGAGAACAAGAAGGCCAUCCAGACCAAGGUCGACGCUCUCAAGGCCGAGAGCGUGGCCACGGAAGUUGCUCAGCUGCUCGUCAACAACCGUGACGGUGCUCUGAAGGGUGUGCAGCAGAUCCUCAGCGUUCUCCCUGUGGAGGAGAAGGAGGCUGUUCUCAAGUACCUCUCUUCCAACUAA